AGGGAGCAGGUUGUGGGGGCUGUGAGCGGUGUGGGGACUUCCUCCGGGAGGUCUCGGAGAGUGGCGAACCCUGCGGAGGGGCGAAGUAUCGGUGUCGUGGGGGCGAGAGGGCGUCUUCUUUACCGGCGACCGCUGAGGUGCGGGCGGAGGCCUUAGCUCGGGUCCCCCACCACCCCGGAAUCCGGGUCGGCGGCGGAGGCGCCCCCGGAGGACGCGCACGGGCGGCGGCUCUGCGGGGACAGCGCAGCCGGACUUCAGGGCCUCUCGGCCCACAGCCUCACCCACCGAAGUCUCGCCCAGUCGGUUGACAUUAAGAGUUUAGCAGAUAGUUUUGGAAACUGAUACUUAAAAUAUGGCUGGAAGUCAAAUGAAUGUCUAAAGAAGAGCUUAGUUGCUUCACUGACCUCCUUUUUUAAGACAACUUGCUGCCACAAUGUCAGUGUUCACCACACAUAAUAGAAACAACAGCGAUAUCCUUGGUAUACCUUCUUCCCCAGGGAGUUCCUCGCUGAAUGUCCUCACCCAUGGUAGCAGACCUGAGCUGCAUUUGAUGUCGGAUAUGACAGAAUGUGAACACGAUGAUCCAUUAUUGAGAUCGGCAAGGAAAAUCAGAGACAUAAACAGUACUUAUGUGAUUUCUGCCUGUAAAAAAACAGGAGAUGUACCUCUGACCCCUAACCCUGUAGGUAGAUUGGCACUUCAGAGAAGAGUCACAAGGAACAAAGAAUCCUCUUUGCUUGGCAGUGAGUUGGGAGACUCCGCCGAAAACACUGCAGAAACACGUCUUACGUUGCGGCGGCGUGCUAAACCAGAAUCAGUGGAGAAGCGGAAAACAGCUCAAACAGAUUGUGGGGAAAAGUGGAAAACAACACAGAAUGUGGGCAGUGCAGCCGAAAAUGAUGGUGCCUCACUGGAAGCUGGUACAAAUGUAAGGACUGUACAUAAAGAUAAAAACCCUUGUAUUGCACCGGUUGUACCUUUAGCGGACCCAAAGCGCAUUAAAAUGAUGGCCGCUGAAAACCACAAAGAGACAUUUGUUGCCCUCCCUGGGGCAAAUGAAAAGGUCGCACUUAAGUACUUAAGUAACAGAGCACCCACUGGUUCCCAGGGUCAGACUGAAGCUGUUCCAUCGGGACGCUUGGCAACCAAACCUCUUCCGAGCAAGGUGAACAUCAAAGUGUCGGAGAACCUACCUCACAGAAGUAUUGGGAAGGAUACUGCAAAAUCUGCAAAUAAAUUUGAAAGCUUAGAAAAAAGAAGAACACCUACAAAAUACAUCGUAGGACACCGACUGACACCGAAGUGUGACACGCCACAGCUGACGAGCCCAGCUGCGUCGUCACUGCUGAAAAAGAGGGUGCCUAGCCUGCAAGCUACACAAAAGCGAACAAGUUCUCUGCCUGCAAAUGAAAGGGAAAGGUCACGAGAAAAUACACUCCCUCUUGAAGAGGAAACCACAGGUCGGAACCCCCCUGCAGAGACAGACCCCUUAAAGGUGGAGAACAGUCAAGUGACAGUGGCGGUAAGGGUGAGGCCUUUCAGCAAGAGAGAGAAGGUUGAAAAAGCAUCCCAGGUGGUCUUCAUGGAUGGAGAGGAAAUCGCUGUGGAACAUCCCGACAUGAAACAAGUUUAUAAUUUUAUUUAUGAUGUUGCAUUCUGGUCUUUUGAUGAAUCCCAUCCAAACUAUGCCAGCCAAACAACUGUUUAUGAGACCCUAGCCGUUCCGCUCCUGGAACGAGCCUUUGAAGGCUACAAUGCCUGUCUCUUUGCUUAUGGUCAGACCGGCUCUGGAAAAUCAUAUACGAUGAUGGGACUUAGUGAGGAACCAGGAAUAAUUCCAAGGUUUUGUGAAGAUCUUUUUGCUCAAGUAGCCAAAAAACAAACCCAAGAGGUCAGCUACCACCUCGAAAUGAGCUUUUUUGAAGUAUAUAAUGAAAAAAUUCAUGACCUUCUGGCUUGUAAAGGUGAAAAUGGGCAGAGAAAGCAACCACUGAGAGUAAGGGAGCAUCCUGUUUCUGGACCAUAUGUUGAAGCUCUGUCAAUGAAUGUUGUCAGUUCUUACUCUGAUAUCCAGAGUUGGCUAGAAUUGGGAAAUAAACAAAGAGCGACGGCUGCUACUGGUAUGAAUGAUAAAAGCUCCCGAUCGCAUUCAGUUUUUACCCUGGUGAUGACCCAGACCAAGAUAGAAUCUGUGGAAGGUGAAGAACAUGAUCACAGAAUAACAAGUCGGAUAAACUUGAUAGAUCUGGCGGGCAGUGAACGCUGCUCCACAGCUCAGACUAGCGGAGAGCGCCUGAAGGAAGGUGUGAGUAUUAACAAGUCCCUGCUCACAUUGGGAAAGGUUAUAUCUGCGCUUUCUGAACAAGCAAACCGGAAGAGAGGUUUUGUUCCUUACCGUGAAUCUGUUCUUACAUGGCUGUUAAAAGAAAGUCUGGGUGGAAACUCAAAAACUGCAAUGAUUGCUACAGUCAGUCCUGCUGCCAGCAACAUUGAGGAAACAUUAAGCACGCUUAGAUACGCCAGCCAAGCCCGCAUGAUAAUCAAUAUCGCCAAAGUAAAUGAAGAUAUGAAUGCUAAGUUAAUUAGAGAAUUGAAAGCGGAAAUUGAAAAGCUAAAAGCUGCUCAAAGAAACAGCCGAAAUAUUGACCCCGAACGAUAUAGGCUGUGCCGGCAAGAAAUAACAUCCUUAAGAAUGAAACUGCAUCAACAGGAAAGAGACAUGGCGGAGAUGCACAGAGCCUGGAAAGAAAAAUUUGAACAAGCCGAAAAAAGAAAACUUCAAGAAACAAAGGAGUUACAGAAAGCAGGAAUUACAUUUCAAAUGGACAACCAUUUGCCAAACCUUGUCAAUCUCAAUGAAGAUCCUCAGCUAUCAGAGAUGCUGUUAUAUAUGAUAAAAGAAGGAACAACGACAGUUGGAAAGUAUGGACCAAACUCAAGCCAUGAUAUUCAGUUAUCUGGGGUGCUGAUUGCUGAUGAUCACUGUAUUAUAAACAAUUCUGAUGGGAUAGUGAGUAUCAUCCCAGUUGGAGAGGCAAAGACAUAUAUAAAUGGAAAACAUAUUUUGGAAUCCACAGUAUUACAUCAUGGUGAUCGGGUGAUUCUUGGUGGAGAUCAUUAUUUUAGAUUUAAUCAUCCAGUAGAAGUCCAGAAAGGAAAAAGGCCAUCUGGUAGAGAUACUCUUAUAAGUGAGGGUCCGAAAGACUUUGAAUUUGCAAAAAAUGAGUUGCUCAUGGCACAGAGAUCACAACUUGAAGCAGAAAUAAAAGAGGCACAAUUGAGAGCGAAGGAAGAAAUGAUACAAGGAAUCCAAAUUGCAAAAGAAAUGGCUCGGCAAGAGCUUUCCUCUCAAAAAGCUGCAUAUGAAAACAAAAUAAAAGCAUUGGAAGCAGAACUGAAAGAAGAGUCUCAAAGGAAGAAAAUGCAGGAAAUAAAUAACCAAAAGGCUAAUGACAAAAUCGAGGAAUUAGAAAAGGCAAAACAGCGUCUUGAGCAAGAAAUAUAUGUCAACAAAAAGCUAUUAGAAAUGGAGACUUUGGCUGCAAAACAGGCUUUAGAAGACCACAGCAUCCGCCAUGCAAGAAUUCUGGAAGCUUUAGAAACUGAGAAGCAAAAAAUUGCUAAAGAAGUACAAAUCCUACAGCAAAAUCAGAGUAAUAGGGAUAAAACUUUUUUAAUUCAGCCAAAUUGGAGCUCCAUGAAACUCUCAAUGAUGAUUCAGGAAGCGAAUGCCAUCAGCAACAAAUUUAAAAAAUAUUAUGUUUUUGGCAGACAUGAUGUAUCAGAUAAAGGAAGUAGUUCGGACACUUCUGUGCGGGUUCGUAACUUACAACUAGGGAUCUCAACUUUCUGGAGUCUGGAAAAAUUUGAAUCUAAGCUGGCAGCAAUGAAAGAACUUUAUGAGAGUAAUAGUAAUAACAAAAGUGAAGAUAUCUUUUGUGAUCCUGAAGAUGAAUGGGAACCUGACAUUACAAAUGCACCAGUUUCUUCCCUUUCUAGAAGGAGGAGCAAAAGUUUGAUGAAGAACAGGAGAAUUUCUGGUUGUUUACAUGAUAUACAAGCCUACCCAAUUCAGAAUUUGCAUUCUUCCCAUUCAUCAGGCUUACUGGAGAAAUCGAGCACCAUUUCCCCAAGUUCAGCAGAAUCUUUUCUUCCUGGAAUUUGCAAAGAAUUGAUUGGGUCAUCGUUAGAUUUUCUUGGACAGAGUUAUGAUGAAGAAAAAAGCCUGGCAGACAGCCUGAUUAAUAAUUUUCUUAAAAUUUAUCAUGGGCUAUUUGCCAUUUCCAAAGCUCAUGAAGAACAAGAUGAAGAAAGUCAAGAUAACUUGUUCUCUUCUGAUCGAGCAACCCAGUCACUUACUAUCCAGGUCACAUGUGCUUUUGAGCAGCUUGUGGUUCUAAUCAAACACUGGCUGGAUGAUAUUCUACCUUGUACCAGCACAGCAAGACUUGAAGAUGAACUGAGACAAGAGGUUAAAAAACUAGGAGGCUACUUACAGUUAUUUUUGCAGGGAUGCUGUUCAGAUAUCUCAUCAAUGGUAAAAGAAGCUCAAAACAAAAUAAUCCAAAUUGUACAACAAGCUGUGAAGUAUGUGGGACAGUUAGCAGUUCUUAAAGGGAGCGAGCUACAUUUUCUGGAAAACAGUAGCAAUAAGGCUACCAGUGUUCAGGAGGAUUUCAUGGAUGCUCUUUGUGAUGGUGUAGGCUUAGGAGUGAAGAUUCUAUUAGAUUCUGGACUAGAAAAAGCAAAAGAACUUCAGCAUGGACUCUUAAGGCAGUGUACCCAAAAUGAGGUUACCAAACAGAUGAAAGCUAAUGCCAUGGGAUUGAUUGGAUCUCUUGAAAACAUCUUUGCUGAGUGGAAAACAAAAAGUUUCAGAAGCGAACUACAACAAGAAAAUUCUGGAUACCAAGAUUUGAAGAAGAUGGUUAAUCUUGCUCCAAAAUUCUUGAAGUUAAAACAUUGCUUAGAGCAAACUAUUCAAAUUAUUAUUUCUGCACUGAGAGGAUGCCACAGUGACAAAAAUCUUCUCAAGAAUUGUGUUGAAAGUCUGUGCAACUUGACCAAGGAUUUUCAUGAUGACUUCAGCAUUCACUCUGCUUCUCUUGACAGCUGUGAGAAGAGAAUGCCUCAGGGCAGCCACAGGGGGCUAGAGUCUCUAGUCAAGUCACUCCUCUUCUGUUUUGAAUCUGAAGAGAGUCCUAAUUUGUUGAAACCCUGGGAAGCUUGUAAUCAGAAUACCGGAGAAGAAGGAGAACAAUCUAAAUCAAGCAGGACUGACUCCGUGAGGAAUAAAGGUGUACCAAAGCGUGUCUAUGAACUCCAUGGCUCAUACCCAGCAGUGGCGUCAGAGGAAAGCACACCCAGUAGGAUUCAGUGGGUAUGAAUUCUGCUACGUAGGCACUUUACGCCCAUCCAUCAAAGAGAGAGAACACUGGGCAGGCAAUUUUCCUCACAUAGAAUAUAAAAAGCAGGAAACCAGCAUAAAUGUUUCAAAGAAGUGCAUGUGUGUUGGUGGUCUUCCACUGGGCAGGGACAGCAAUAAGCAGCAUGGAAUCCUGAUUUCAGAAUGUGCAUUCAGAAGUUUCUGAGACAAUUUCGAAUAGACAUUUUCUGUAUUGGAACAUGGUGGCAAUCGAAUGAAAUUAGGAGUUUGAAAACAAGUGAAUGGUCUCUUCUCCAGGUUCUCAUUGCCUUGAAUUUUAAGUGUUUGUUUUUAAUAUUGAUAUACUAUCUCUGGUUGGUUCUUUAGCUUGUUUGUAAAUGGUUACUAUAGUUAUUACAAGUUAUUUUCUCAUGAGUGGAAACAUGUGAACAAUCAGCUACCUUUGUGCCUGUGCCUUCUCUCCUCUGCAAGUAGCUACGAUGAGGUUUGUGGUCAAGUCGCCAAUGUGUUUAACUAGGGCGACGUAACUUACAUUGUUAAAUCUAAAACUCUUUUCUUGAAAGGUUAACUGGUUGCCAUUUUGAAUAGUGUGUUCAAGGCAUGGUUUCCUUUUCUUUCCAAAUUAUAAGUAGCUACCUAAAUAUAGUAUGAUUAUAUAUUAAUAUGACUUGCUGGCAUAAUAAUUCACUAUGUUAUCUCUGUUCCAUAAUGAGGGCUGUAUGAAUAUAAUUUAAAAACCUAUUAAAUAUUGACAGAAUCACACUUACUGAAUGGGGUUAGGAAAUCAGAGGCUGGACCUUUUCUUGAUAAUGCUUGUUUUGUUAAAUACGUAAUGAAAGAGUUUGUACAUGAUUUGGUAAAGAUGAAAGAUCUUUAUUAUAUGUCACAGCUUAAAACACUUUUGAUUUGCAAUCAAGUAAUAAAGAGAAUAUUCUACUUUUGGGAUCUUUCAUUAAGGAACUGACUUGAGGUUUUUGACCACACACAUAUGUGUAAUUUGGAAAGAUACCUAAUGGUUCUGCUUAGAUGAUAACGAGUAGUUCCUUGAGAAUAAUUCUUGUAAAUAACUUGAUUCUUGCAUUUGCCCUUUUCACUUGCAGGUACCACUUGCACAUUUGACACGACUAGUGAAAAUCAGAUGUUAAUACCAUAAGUAAAUUUGAUCAUUUCUUUGUUAGGGAGAGACUGUAAAUAAAUACCGGUUAUCGUAGCCAGAACAAUGUUAAUACACCAUGUGCUGUGUUGCCAGGUGCUUUCAAAUGGUGCAGAGUAGCAAAUUUUGCUUUCAUUUUCUUUUUUUUUUUUCCUUCUAUGUUUGGCAUUUGAGCUUGCAUUCUUUCUGAAGUUCUAAACAUACUUUUUAAUAGUCAAUGCUCUGCCAAGUAGCACUUUUGCGAUCAAGUUUUAUAAAGUUUAUCGCUUAGAUGUACAUUAAAGAACUUUUCUUGAAGGUUGUACUUCUUUGAAGAAUUUUCUAAAGUAUCAGUACAGUAGUUUUCAUCUUAAUGUUUGGUACUUUAUCUUUACCCUCUGCUUUCUAAACUCAUAAGUUCAUUGGUCAGAAAUCUGUUAGUGUUGUAAAAUUUUGCGUAUGUAUAUAUAUAUAUAUUUAUACUUUCAAGUAAAUUGUUAUGCAGUAUUUGAAUGAAUGAUGAAACAUAUAUUUGCUAUAGAAUCAUGUGCACUGAUAAGAAUGUUAUAAAGAGAAUGCCUUUAAUAAAUCUUGUUGGCUU
Panthera uncia (snow leopard) is the source of this 7119-nucleotide messenger RNA. RefSeq names its product kinesin family member 14 (gene KIF14). Gene Ontology annotation, biological process: microtubule-based movement; regulation of protein localization. The record is from RefSeq and is a predicted model, not a curated record. Gene Ontology annotation, molecular function: cell adhesion molecule binding; microtubule motor activity; microtubule binding. Gene Ontology annotation, cellular component: adherens junction. Lineage: Eukaryota; Metazoa; Chordata; Mammalia; Carnivora; Felidae. The coding region runs from base 434 to 5386 and encodes 1650 amino acids. The transcript has 30 exons.